This is a messenger RNA of Aaosphaeria arxii CBS 175.79, 1688 nucleotides long. Its product is annotated as TPR-like protein. NCBI's taxonomy places the organism in Eukaryota, Fungi, Ascomycota, Dothideomycetes, Pleosporales. The transcript has a single exon. Gene Ontology annotation, molecular function: Hsp90 protein binding. The coding region runs from base 184 to 1530 and encodes 448 amino acids. The record is from RefSeq and is a predicted model, not a curated record.
UAUUAACAAAAAAUAGUCGGAGCCACCGAUGCAUUCGAGGAGGCUCUCAAACUCGACCCAAAGAACGCUCAAGCGCAGUCCGGCCUCAAUUCCGUCAAGCGCGCGAUCGAACAAGAAGCCCAAGCCGACGGCCUCAGCGGAGACCCCUCUGGCGGACUCGGAGGCAUCUUCAACGACCCCAACAUGUUCCAGAAGCUCGCUAGCAACCCCAAGACAGCGCCGCUGCUCGCCGACUCCGAAUUCAUGGCCAAGCUGCAGAGGCUGAAGACCAACCCCAACGAUGUCGGUCUCGAGAUGCAAGACCCCCGCUUUUUGCAGGUCAUGAGCGUGCUUUUGGGAAUUGACAUGCAGUUCGGUGCUCCCCCAGGCGCCGACCAGCAGGGUGGCAGUGCACGGGAGGCUGAGGAAGAUGUCGAGAUGCCAGAUGCAAGGCCACCACCAAAGUACGAGGAGGCCAAGAAGGAGCCUGAGCCCGUUCCCGAGCCGGAGGAAGAGACAGAGGAGGCCAAGGCAGCAAAGGAGGCCAAGGCCAAGGGUGACGAGGAGAAGAAGAAGGGAACAGAAUUCUACAAGAAGAGGCAAUUUGACCAGGCUAUUGAACACUACACCAAGGCAUGGGAGCUUCAUAAGGAUAUCACAUACCUGACCAACUUGGGAGCCGCCAAGUUCGAGAAGGGUGAUUACGAGGGCGCAAUCAAGGCUUGCCAGGAGGCAGUCGAAUACGGCCGUGAGAUUCUUGCUGACUUCAAGAUGAUCGCUAAGGCUUUUGCACGUAUCGGUACCUCAUACGAGAAGCUUGGAGAUCUUACAAACGCCAUUCUCUACUACCAGAAGGCCCAAACUGAGCACCGGACACCCGAGGUUCUCGCCAAGCUCCGCGCCGCUGAGAAGGCGAAGAUCACGGCAGAGAAGAAUGCAUACAUCAGCCCCGAAGAAGCCGAGAAGGCUCGCGAGCUCGGAAAUGCCAAGUUCAAGGCUGCAGAUUGGCCAGCUGCUGUCGAAGCUUACUCCGAGAUGAUCAAGCGUGCGCCUGAGGAUCCACGAGGCUACUCUAACCGCGCUGCUUGCUUCAUCAAGCUUUUGACCUUCCCUUCUGCCGUUGCUGACUGCGACGAGGCCAUCAAGCGUGAUCCCAAGUUCAUCCGAGCCUACUUGCGCAAAGCACAAGCUUACUUCGCCAUGCGCGAGUACAGCAAGUGUAUCGACACCUGCGCCGAGGCAAGCGAGCACGACGAGGGCGGUAAGAAUGCUCGUGAGAUCCAGCAACAGGAACAGAAGGCUAUGGAGGCCCAGUUCUCUGCACGUGAGGGCGAGACCGAGGAGGAGACCAUGGAGCGAAUCCAGCGUGACCCAGAGGUAAGCCUAAGAACCGACAGAUCGUUUUGUCCAGACACUAACUUCCCCAGAUCGUCAGCAUUCUCCAGGAUCCCAUCAUGCAGAGCAUCCUCCAGCAAGCCAAGGAGAACCCGGCCGCUCUGCAGGAACAUCUCAAGAACGCAUCGAUCCGACAAAAGGUGCAGAAGUUGGUAGCAGCUGGUGUGAUCCGAAUGGGCCGAUGAGCAGUUUCCGACAACCACGCCCAAGCAUACCCAUACUAGGAUGACGGGCGUAAGCGUAUUUCAAUAUAAAAAGGUUGACAAUAUCAGCUGUUUGGGAAAUACUCGCUAGUGUACUUAUGUCAGUUUUCU